UCUUCCUUUGCUCUCAGCGCUACACAGAGGUGUUAGCAUGGCGUCGGGGAUUUGAAGAAAUGAAAGGGAAAGCAGAUAUUUUUCUAAUGGAGUGAAGCACUUUAACUACUCCGUGUUAGACUGCAAUUCUUCAUCAUGAAGGGCUGAUUGAGAAAACCUUUAUCUGAAUGAAUACCGGCUAAGAGACCUAGCAGGUAACUUAGCUAAAUGCUACCAAGCCGGUUUAUCUGAGAUUUUACAUGCCUUGACGUCCAGCCUCCUACCAUGGAUGAAGGCAGCCUGGAGCAGGCCAUUGAGAGCUACAGAGCUCAACUUGAGCAGGUGGAGGCUGCACUCACCUGUGGACUCAGCUCUUCCGAUCAGGCAGACCUGCUCAAGCUGAAAGACGAUCUGGUCCAGCUCAUCGAGCUUACAGAGUCUAGCCUGGUGUCUGUCAAAAAGAGCCAACUCUUGGCCUUGCUCGAGGAGACCACGUCACACGAGACCACACCACCCGACGCCCAGGAAAGACCCAGCUUGGACGAUGAGUUUGCCACCUUCUAUUCGGAGUUGUCCGAAGGUCCGAUUGAGGUCACACAAGACCCAGGACUUGAGGAUGAAGAUGAAAAAGAGAAUGAGGAAGAUGUAGACAUAAGUGGCACCAAAGUCCGGGCACCUUUCUACACCUCCUGGGGAACGCUUGAGUACCAUAAUGCUAUGGUGGUGUGCUCUGAGGAAUCAGAUGGAGAAGAGGCACAAGUUAGAGUGCUUUUUGUGCAUCCUACACACAAAUCCAUGAAACCCUGUAAUUUCUUUCUGGAAGGCAAGUGCCGCUUCAUGGACAGCUGCAGGUACUCUCAUGGAGAGGUGGUGCGUGUCUCAGAGCUGAGGGCCUUUCUGGAAGCAGAUAUUACAAACAUGCAGGAGGGUUCCUCCUGUUUAGCCAAGCAUGAUGAUGACAUCUGGUAUCCUGCCAAAAUUACAGAAAUCAAGGAAGGCUUCUACACUGUGAAAUUUGACUCGUUGCUGCUGAAGGAAGCCGUCCUCGAGGCUGACGGUGUCAUUCCUCCUUUGCGGGAGGACGAUAACUCCUCUUCCUCUUCUGAUUCAGAAGAUGAACAGUGUGACGGCGGCUACGCCAAAGUUUUCAGUUCCGGUAAAGAUGAGGAAACGAACACAGUGAACACUGCUGAGUUCUGCGGCUGGGAGGCUCACACACGUGGAAUUGGGUCCAAGCUUUUGCUGAAGAUGGGUUAUGAGUUAGGAAAAGGUUUGGGGAAAACGUUAUCGGGCCGCGUGGAGCCCGUGCAGGCCGUGGUGCUCCCGAAAGGCCGCUCGCUGGACCAAUGUGCUGAGAUCACACAUCGCAAGACUCAGGCUGCAGUCGCCAAAAACAACCCAGCCUCGAGCCAACGGAAAAAAACUAAGAGAAAGCGGACGUCCACCUCGACCCGGACUGACGUGUUUGACUUUCUAAACUCUAAACUCGGAGAUUCCUCUCGGUCUGCUCCAGCUCCUUCCUGCUCCGUCAGCGGCGUGGAAGCGUACCAGGGAGGGAAGAGCACCAAGCGCUCACUUAAUGUUCAGCUGUUUCAGACCACUGAGAGGAUGAGCCAGGUGGAGAGAGAAAUCCAGCACCUCACAGACUCUCUAAAAAAGAGAAAAGGAAGGGAUGCUGCAGUUAUUAGUCAUAUAGAAGAGAAGCUCUCAGCAUCUCGUAGACUACUGCAGCAGCUGAAGGCUCAGGAGCAGACUAUUCAGAGAGCUCAGAAGAAAGCAGAUACGCAUAAGAAAAUGACUGAAUUUUGACACAUAACUUCCUGCACACUGGCGGAAAAUAUUUAUAUACAGAUGGACUUUUUGUAUAAAUGUCAUUAGUGCUAACUUUAAAGUUGAAAGCAGUGCUUAAUUUGGAACUUUGUUUUAACAGAACAACUUCUUUUUAAUAUUUUACAAAACUGUAAGCAAUCAGUCGUCAUUUAAUUUCUUCUCCUGUACUUGAAAAGGGUGUUGUUGUUUUUUUGUUUUUUUAAAGAUGUUUUAAUGUCUACAACUUCUUUUCAACACUCUGGAAAUCAAUAAGAGAAAACACGGUUGAUGAAUCACUAAUAAUGCGUUUAAUAAAAUUUUGGAACACGUC
Messenger RNA from Clarias gariepinus (North African catfish), 2119 nucleotides. It is a transcript of the gene zgpat, whose product is annotated as zinc finger, CCCH-type with G patch domain. The transcript is spliced from 7 exons. Gene Ontology annotation, molecular function: metal ion binding; RNA polymerase II cis-regulatory region sequence-specific DNA binding; DNA-binding transcription factor activity, RNA polymerase II-specific. Gene Ontology annotation, cellular component: nucleus. The record is from RefSeq and is a predicted model, not a curated record. The coding region runs from base 265 to 1788 and encodes 507 amino acids. Lineage: Eukaryota; Metazoa; Chordata; Actinopteri; Siluriformes; Clariidae. Gene Ontology annotation, biological process: negative regulation of DNA-templated transcription; regulation of transcription by RNA polymerase II.